Stylophora pistillata is the source of this 1256-nucleotide messenger RNA. RefSeq lists its product as uncharacterized. The record is from RefSeq and is a predicted model, not a curated record. NCBI's taxonomy places the organism in Eukaryota, Metazoa, Cnidaria, Anthozoa, Scleractinia, Pocilloporidae.
AUGGCGCGAAAAAAGAGCGGCAGAGCGCUGAGAUCCAUGCUGUGCAAAGGUUUCCAGAGAAUAGCAAGACGGAAUUUAACUUGCCGAGCAGGAAGUUGUGAAUCGUUCUUAUAGUCUUCAUUGUUCAAGACAGGUAACCAUUAAUUUCCUGUUGUAUAUUUGUCGAGGGGAAAAAUUUUUGUCCAACCAUACCUUCCAGUUUUCGUAAUCAGAUGUCCCGCCUUUUCACUGGACCCACAUAUCUGUUUUAUGGAUGCAAAGUCUUCGAGGUACAAAUUUCCUUGAGAUUCUCCUCAUUUAAAAUCUGGCUGACUGAUCCAGUGCCUUUUACAAGUAGGGAGGAAGGCAUUUCUUAAAAUUUCUCCCGACUCAAUUUUUUUUGCCAACAAUGAGAUGAACUUGAAAAUUCCUCAUGCUAAAUUUCAUGAGCUUUUAACGUAAGAAAUUUAAUUUAAUUUGACGGACUAAUAGAAUCAGCCUAUCUUUUACAUCUACACAGAAAAGUUAACUGAAACCAUUCUUACUGAAACAGGAUGACUGCACCGUCUAUUUACACGCAUUCUCCAUUCCUGUUUCAUCAUGUUCCAAAUUCACCAUUUCUGUUGCCAACUAGAAGGCCUUCGACACGAUCACCAAUCCCAAUUGUUCCCGACGUCGAAAACUCGAGAAACAACAACUGUUCUUCAAGUAAUCUCCUUCGAAAUGGAAGUUUUCUUUCUCCCACAUCUGUUGUUCCAUCAAAUUCCAAUCCAACAUCACCACAAGCAACUCCAAUUAGGACAAAUGUUUCUUCUGAUUCGCAAAGAGAACAAGUUGUUCCUCAUUUGUCACCUAUGGUGGAAAAUAAAUCCCUUAACAGAAAAGAAAGGAGGCUAGAUAUGUCACCAAACCAGGAUACAGUUCCAGAGAUUAACCUGUUUUCAGGUGAAGAAAUAUUUGCUUAAUAGCCACCCUGGCCCUACACACAUUUCUCUAUUGUGGCUUGUGAAAACAACUUUUUUAUUAUCGAGAUCAAGCCAUUGGUACAGUUCUUAGCUUUGAAACAAAUUGAACUUUAGAUUUACUCAACUAAAUCUUGCUUGCAGAUUAAAAGCAAUUUUGUUAAGUAUACAGUUUAGUUGAAGUUUUGGAUGUACAUUUUACAACUACUGUAAGUUUUAAACAAUAUCCAGUAUUAGUUAAAGAGGUUAGGUAACAACUAAUUUCAUAUAAAUCAAGAAUUUGAAACCCAAUGGUAAUCAUAAAAACUUGUUGCU